AUGGCUGCAGUUGAUACCUUUUCGAGGGAGCAUGCGACAUCCCUGGACCAAAACGAUGCCCUGAGUUUCACGAGAAACGAGUUUAUCGUCCCGACGAAAGCCGAAGCUUUGAGCAAAUCUCUGUCUGAGAGAGGUACCGGUGUAGUCGACUUGGGUCGAGGGGAUGAUGAGGGCAGCAGACCGUGUACCUACCUUGUGGGGAAUUCCCUGGGUCUCCAGCCAAAGCGGACGGCGACCAGGGUGAAGCAGUACCUCGAUACCUGGGCCACCCAAGGUGUGCAGGGCCACUUCAAGCCGCUCGAGGGCAGCCCGCUGCCGACAUGGCUUGACGCCGACGACCAGAUCGCCCGGAUGAUGGCCCCCAUCGUUGGCGCGGACCCUUCUGAGGUCGCCGUCAUGCAGACCCUCACGGCGAACCUUCACUUUCUGAUGUCGGCAUUUUACAAGCCCGAUAGAAACGGGAGGCAUAAGAUUAUCCUCGAGGCCAAGGCUUUCCCUAGUGAUCACUUCCUCGUAGAGACCCAGAUUAGGCACCACGGACUCUCUACGAAGGACUCCAUGGUCCUGAUUGAGCCCGAGACCUGGGAUGAGCCGCUUCUCGCUACCGAAAAGAUCCUAGCGGCGAUUGAGGAGAACGCGUCUACUACGGCCCUCUUACUCCUCCCCGGGAUCCAGUAUUACACGGGCCAACUGCUAGACAUUCCCAGGAUUACGGGGUUUGCCCGCGAGCGCGGCAUCUUCGUCAUUUGGGAUCUAGCGCAUGCAGCCGGCAACGUAGUCCUUAAGCUCCACGAGUGGAAUGUCGACGCCGCCGCGUGGUGCACUUACAAGUACCUUAACUCCGGACCAGGCUGUAUCGCCGGCUUAUUCGUCCACUCGCGCAACAGCAGCGUGUCAAGCAAGAUCGAGGACGAUGGUUCUGAGGGCGGUUACACAAACCGUCUCGCGGGCUGGUGGGGCAACGAGAAGAAGACCCGGUUCGUGAUGGCUAACAAGUACCACCCUGCGGUCGGUGCCGCCGGGUUCCAGAUCAGCAACCCCAGCAUCAUCGACAUCACCAGCGUCACGGCCUCUCUCGAGGUGUACCAACUCGCGGGCGGCCUCGGCCCGUUGAGGGAGAAGUCGAAGAAGCUGACGGCGUAUCUGGAGAGCUUGUUGAAUAACAUGCCGCAGGAUCUCCGGGGGCUGUUUAAGCAGAUUACCUCGACGAACCCUGAUGAGCGCGGGGCUCAGCUGAGUCUACUCCUCUCGCCUGGUUUGCUGAAUACCGUCAUGGAGGAGCUGGAAAAGGAAGCUGUAUUUGUCGAUGAAAGGAAGCCCGACGUCAUUAGGGUAGCUCCGGCACCCCUGUAUAACACCUUUGAGGACUGCUUCAACUUCGUUGAGGUGUUCGGAAAGGCCUUGAGGGUGGCGAUAGGUUCCAAGGAAUGA
This is a messenger RNA of Scedosporium apiospermum, 1431 nucleotides long. RefSeq names its product Kynureninase 1. Gene Ontology annotation, molecular function: pyridoxal phosphate binding; kynureninase activity. Lineage: Eukaryota; Fungi; Ascomycota; Sordariomycetes; Microascales; Microascaceae. Gene Ontology annotation, biological process: NAD+ biosynthetic process. Gene Ontology annotation, cellular component: cytoplasm. The transcript has 2 exons. Bases 1 to 1431 code for a protein of 476 amino acids. The record is from RefSeq and is a predicted model, not a curated record.